AUGUGUACAUGUCCAUCAUCAUAAUCUACAAAUUACAAACUCUACUCUUGCAUUACACAUUCUCUUACUUAUUUCUCUCUAAAUCUCUCCUCAUAUUAUAUCCACAAUGACGCAGUCAGGAGUAAUCUCCAGUAGUACUCCAAUAUUCAAAGAUCAACCAGCAGCAAUCGUCCGCCGAUCAGGAAACUACAAACCCACAUUGUGGGAUGCUCAUUUUUUCCAAUCACUCCAAGUCAUAUAUACGGAGGAAAGCUAUGGGAAAAGAAUCAAUGAGCUGAAAGAAGAUGUGAGAAGAAUUCUUGAGAAGGAGGCUGAAAAUCCUUUAGUUAAGCUUGAACAGAUCAAUGAUUUGAGCAGACUUGGAAUAUCUUAUCACUUUGAAGAUCAAAUUAAGACAAUAUUAAACCUGACUUUUAACAAUAAUAAUGCAUUGUGGAAGAAAGAUAAUUUGUAUGCCACUGCUCUUCAUUUCAAACUCCUUCGACAAUAUGGAUUCAGUCCUGUAUCUUCAGAGGUUUUCAAUGCCUUCAAAGACGAGAAAAAGGAGUUCAAAGAGAGUUUGAGUAAGGAUGUGAAAGGAAUGGUAUGUCUAUAUGAGGCUUCAUUCUAUUCAUUUAGGGGUGAACCCAUAUUAGAUGAAGCAAGAGACUUCACAACCAAACAUCUCAAACAAUACUUGAUGACAAGGCAAAGUCAAUUUACUAGAGUUGACCAUCAUGAUGAUGAUGAUCAUGAUCUUGUGAAAUUGGUAGAGCAUGCCUUGGAUCUUCCACUCCAUUGGAGAUUGCCAAGAUUGGAGGCUAGGUGGUUUAUUGAUAUGUAUGCUGAAAGGAAUUAUGAUAUGAAUCCAACUUUUCUUGACUUUGCUAAACUUGACUAUAACUUCGUUCAGUCAGCAUACCAAAAAGAGCUCAAAUAUAUUUCAAGGUGGUGGAGUGGUUCUAGAUUGACAGAAAGGCUACCAUUUGCUAGAGACAGAGUAGUGGAAAUUUUCUAUUCUGCAGUGGCAUUGAAAUAUGAGGCAGAAUUUGGAUUUGUUAGAACUGUGAUGACAAAAAUUGGUCUCUUGCUAACACUCAUGGACGAUAUAUAUGAUGUGUAUGGUACACUAGAUGAGCUUCAGCUUUUUCUAGAGGCAAUUGAGAGGUGGAAUAUAAAUGAACUGGAUCAGCUACCCGAUUACAUGAAGAUAUUGUUUGUUGCUUUUUAUAACAAUGUGAAUGAGAUAUCUUAUUAUGUCCUCAAAGAAAAUGGGAUUCACACCAUCAAAUAUCUGAAGAAAGCGUUGGGUGAUCUGUGUAAAUGCUAUAUGGAGGAGGCAAAAUGGUUUCACAGUGGACACAUACCAAGUUUAGAAGAAUUCAUUGAGAAUGGAUGGAAAUCAAUUACAAUACCUCUUUGUCUUAUCUAUCAUUAUUGCUUAAUUACAACUUCAAUUACAGAACAAGACAUGGAACACUUGCUUCAAUAUCCAACCAUUUUACGUGUCUCAGGAACUGUUUUUCGAUUUAUAGAUGAUUUGGGAACCUCAUCAGAUGAACUUGAAAGAGGAGAUAAUCCUUCAUCAAUUCAAUGCUACAUGCGUGAAAAGGGUGUUAGUGAAAAUGAAAGCCGUGAACACAUAUGGAAUUUAAUUAGUGAAGGAUGGAAGGAAAUUAAUGAAGUUAAAGCUUCAAACUCUCCAUACUCUCAAGUGUUUAUUGAAUCUGCCAUUGAUUUUGUUAGAGGAGCAAUGGAGAUGUACCACAAGGGUGAUGGUUUUGGUACUAAUCAAGACCGAUAUCUUAAGACCAAAGUUGUCAACAUGUUCUUCGAUCCAAUUCCAAUUUAAUUAUAACCAUAUCUCUUUAAUUCCCUUUUAAUUAUCAAAUUAAAAUAAAGUGUAUGUUGUAAUAAUAUUAUAAUGUAAUUCGUCAUAACAAAUAUGACUUCUUUUUUUGUACCAAAAUAUUUAAAAUGAAAUAUAAAAUGUUUAUUGAAA
This is a messenger RNA of Cannabis sativa, 1981 nucleotides long. RefSeq names its product probable monoterpene synthase MTS1, chloroplastic. Gene Ontology annotation, biological process: diterpenoid biosynthetic process. Lineage: Eukaryota; Viridiplantae; Streptophyta; Magnoliopsida; Rosales; Cannabaceae. The record is from RefSeq and is a predicted model, not a curated record. Gene Ontology annotation, molecular function: terpene synthase activity; magnesium ion binding. Bases 107 to 1831 code for a protein of 574 amino acids. The transcript is spliced from 8 exons.